Dictyostelium discoideum AX4 is the source of this 1356-nucleotide messenger RNA. RefSeq lists its product as hypothetical. NCBI's taxonomy places the organism in Eukaryota, Evosea, Eumycetozoa, Dictyosteliales, Dictyosteliaceae. The record is from RefSeq and is a predicted model, not a curated record. The transcript is spliced from 3 exons. The coding region runs from base 1 to 1356 and encodes 451 amino acids.
AUGAAAUAUUUAAAUAUACUUUUAAUAUUUUUUAUUGUAAUUAUUGGUUGUGUUGUUAGUUUAAAAUCACCAAUUAAAUCUAAAAUUGAUGUACCAAGAUUAAAUAAUCAACAAGUUAGAUAUCCAUCAGAUGAAACUUGGUCAGAAGUUGAUACAUUUUUAGAAGAAGCAAUUGAAAAUGGUACUUUUCCAGGUUGUGUUGCUUUAGUUGGUAAUCAAAAAGGUGUCUUAUAUGCCUCUGCAAAAGGUAGUUUCACUUAUGGUAUUGGUACUCCAAUUAAUGAUUUUAAAGUACCACCAAUGGAAUUAAGUACAUUAUUUGAUAUGGCAAGUUGCUCAAAAGUUACAGCAUGUACAACAUCAGUAGCACAAUUUUAUCAAAGAGGUGAACUUAAUUUAGAUUCACCAAUUACAGAUUUUUUAGGAUUAGAAUUUGGAGUUAAUGGAAAGAGUGGAAUUUCAGUUAGAAAUUGUUUAUUACAUAAUUCAGGAUUUUAUCCAGACCCAAAUCCAUUUUGGAAUACAGCAGAAUUUAAUUGUCCAGCAACCGAGGAAUAUUAUCCACCAAUGGAAUUCACAUGUCAAAGUCAAAUUUAUCAAUCAAUUUUAAAUCAAUCAUUAAUGAACCCAAUUGGUUCAACUUAUGUAUAUAGUGAUUUAAAUUUCAUGACAUUAAUGUAUGUAGUUGGUAAUUUAGCUAAACAGUUUAAUUACAUCACUGCGGAUCAGUUAACACCAGGUUGUGAUAAUGGUGCACCUGAAAAUGCUCAAUGCUACUACGAAGCAUACGUAAGACACUAUGUUUUCAAUGCAUUGAAUUUAAAUGUCACAAAUUAUUUACCACCACAAUAUUUAGCUCCACAAUGUGCACCAACUGAAAAUGAUACAGUUUAUAUGCAUACCACAAUUCAAGGUGUUGUUUCUGAUGGUAAUGCUUAUGCAUUAGGUGGUAUCAGUGGUCAUGCUGGUGUAUUCUCAAAUGUUGAAGAAAUGUGGAUUUUCAUGUACUCUUUAAUGUUUGCUGAAGCAAAUUCUCAAUAUCUUAAUAGUACAACUGUACAAUAUUUUACAACUGAAUAUAAUCAUACUCAAAGUUCAAGAGCAUUAGGUUGGAAUACAAAUGAUCCAUCUGUUUUUGAUGAAGGCUGGGGAUUGGCUUGUGGAACAUUAUCAGCAAAGACAUGGAUGCAUUUAGGUUAUACCGGCACUAUGUUAUGUGGUGAUCCUGAACGUGAACUCAUUGUUAUUUUAUUAACAAAUAGAGUAUAUCCAGACCCUUCAAAUAUUAAAAUUGAAAAUGUUAGAAAACCUUUCUCAACAUUGGUUCAACAAGUUUAUGAUUCAAUUAUAAAUUAA